AGUUCUAGAACGUUGCUGUGGUAGCGCUCGGGCGCCAUGUUAGGACGAAGGGGAAGGAGGAGAAGCGCUUAAAGCGGCGGGAGCGGUGCGGGAGAGGGGUUGGACCCAGGGCUGAGGCAGGCCCCCCCCUCCCUCCCGCCUCAGUGGAUCAUGCCCAGGGCGGCAGCGGCGGCGGUUGCGGGGGGGAAGUGACUGGGCGGUGCCGGCGCCGGAGACGAUGCCGUUUCCAGUUACAACACAGGGAUCACAACAAACACAACCGCCACAGAAGCACUAUGGCAUUACUUCUCCUAUCAGCUUAGCAGCCCCCAAGGAGACUGACUGCGUACUUACACAGAAACUAAUUGAGACAUUGAAACCCUUUGGGGUUUUUGAAGAGGAAGAGGAACUGCAGCGCAGGAUUUUAAUUUUGGGAAAACUAAAUAACCUGGUAAAAGAGUGGAUACGAGAAAUCAGUGAAAGCAAGAAUCUUCCACAAUCUGUAAUUGAAAAUGUUGGAGGAAAAAUUUUUACAUUUGGAUCUUACAGAUUAGGAGUGCAUACAAAAGGUGCUGAUAUUGAUGCGUUGUGUGUUGCACCAAGACAUGUUGAUCGAAGUGACUUUUUCACCUCAUUCUAUGAUAAGUUGAAAUUACAGGAAGAAGUAAAAGAUUUAAGAGCUGUUGAAGAGGCAUUCGUACCAGUUAUUAAACUCUGUUUUGAUGGGAUAGAGAUUGAUAUUUUGUUUGCAAGAUUAGCACUGCAGACAAUUCCUGAAGAUUUGGAUCUACGAGAUGACAGUCUGCUAAAAAAUUUAGAUAUAAGAUGUAUAAGAAGUCUUAACGGUAUGAGAAAGCCUACUUCCUUUUGUGUACUUCAGUUUUUGUCAGAUAUUAGUUGUUUUUACACAAGUUUUGUAUUGAAGCUUUUUAUAGCUAUAUUGUUAACACAGUAGUGAGUUAAAUAAAAUGAACUUUGCCUAAUAAACUACAGAAGAGUAUGUAGUAGUUUAUUUCACUCUACAGUAUUUUAUACACUGUAUUUCUUCUGUCAUUAAUGGUAUACUCAGGACACUUAAAAAGACCAUCUGACUUUUGUACUCUGUUGCUAGUGAUUUAGGUUUCAUGGCCUAACCCAAAUUAAUUUUGAUCCUGUUAUUCUUUAGUAAUGCUUUCAGCAUUGCUGAGAUCAGAAGGACUACUUUGGUACAAUUUUAUAUUAGCAUAGCUUGUUACUGUGCUCUUGAAGAGCAGUUCUUGGAAACUUUAGUGGAUUAAGUCUUCCGCAGUAUAUGUGGGAAGUUUUAAUUGUGAAUCUGAAGUUCAAAUUGGGGCAGGUUACAGUUUACUUUGGUUUCUUUGGUCAGUGCUUACAAUAGGAGAUAAAUGCUUUAGAUUUUUUCCCCCUCUUUAUUGAAUUAGCUUUACUGGUUCUACCAAAUAAAAAUUUAUGUUUACUUUUAACUUCAAUCUCAGAAAAUUUGGAAGCAUUACCAUUAAACUUUUGAUGAUUUAAUGUUGUUUUUUUUUGUUUUGUUUUGUUUUGUGUGUGUGUGUGUGUGUGUGUUUUUUUUUACCCCUAUUAAUUAGGUUGCAGGGUAACCGAUGAAAUUUUACAUCUAGUACCAAACAUUGACAACUUCAGGUUAACUCUGAGAGCUAUCAAACUAUGGGCCAAACGUGAGUUCAGAAUUUGUUGGCUAGCUUAUUAAAAAUGUUCAAACUUUUGUUCAACACUAACUUAUCUUUUUGCUUUUCCCUUAUCAACAGGCCACAACAUCUAUUCCAAUAUAUUAGGUUUCCUCGGUGGUGUUUCCUGGGCUAUGCUAGUAGCAAGAACUUGCCAGCUUUAUCCAAAUGCAAUAGCAUCAACUCUUGUACAUAAAUUUUUCUUGGUAUUUUCUAAAUGGUAUGUGUUUAGAUUAUAUUAAAAUAAAAUUGAUUGUAGACACUGAAGUUUAGUCUUAUUUCUAUGACAUUUCUCAGCUUGGUUUCAGAUUCAAAUUUUAGUUCAUGAUGUAGUCAUGUAGGCAGCCUUGGAGAUCACAUUGUGUAUAAAAUGGCAAACUGAAACUAUUUUUUUUCCCUAGUUUGGCCAGGAUAGUAAGGCAGAUUCUAUUUGUACUUCCUUGCAUAAACUUACCCUCUGAAUAAACUCUGAAUUUUAGCAGCUAAGAUCCAAUUUAUUGAUAGGUUGGGAAAUCAGUUACUAUACUUUUGGAUAAAACUUGUACACACUACCUCUUUCACUCUUUUAAUUCUCUAUCUAUAGGCCAUUAGUUUCUUGUGAUUGUUUUUUUUUUCUUUUUGCUUUCAGCAUUUAUUUGGCCUAAUAUUAAAGAUACGAAUUUUCAUAAGAAGCUUUUAAAGAAUAAAUUAACAUUAAGUGCUUCGGGACAAAAAAGGAAUUUGAGAUUAGUCAUUAACCCAGAUUUUUUUAAGUUUCUUCGUUUCAUUUCCACAUAUGUCAACUAUGAUUUAAGAAAAAGUAGAAUAAAAGAUUACUGCCAUUUUAUAUUAAUUGCCUUGGCCCAAAAGGUGAGGGUUCUUGGUUUUUAAUCAAAUUAAGAUAAAUCGUCCAUUCCUGUUCUUAUGAACUCCUGCUCCUCCCUCUGCAAAAGAGAUGUUCUUUUCUAGUAAUUUUAUAAAAAUUAGUUAUUUGAGACAAUUUAGAGCUGUGUUCAACUGGAGGAAAAAUAAAAAAAAUUUAGAACCAUGCCACACUUUUCAGUACACAUUCUGGCUGUUUUGGGAUUUAGUAGCACUUAUAAUCAGGUGUGAUAAGAUUAAAGAAUGUCAGAAUUUCUUUUUUUUUUUUUUUUUUUUUUGUUUGAGACGGAGUCUCACUCUGUCACCCAGGCUGGAGUGCAGUGGCACGAUCUUGGCUCACUGCAAGCUCUGCCUCCUGGAUUCAUGCUAUUCUCCUGCCUUAGUCUCCUGAGUAGCUGGGACUACAAGCGCCUGCCACCACGCCUGGCUAAUUUUUGUAUUUUUAGUAGAGACGAGGUUUCACUGUGUUAGCCAGGAUGGUCUCGAUCUCCUGACCUCAUAAUCCGCCCGCCUCGGCCUCCCAUAGUGCUGGGAUUACAGGCGUGAGCCACCGCGUCCGGCUGUCAGAAUUUCUUUUAAUGCUACACAUAUAUAAGCAAAUAAUGUUUUUAAGAAGCUAACCUUGAUGUUAAGAGUGGCAGGUGUUCUCCAGUUUUUACCUCUUUCAUAUGGGACCAAAGUAGCUAGUUUAUGGAACACAUAUGAAAAUGUGGUUAUGCCACCAAGUUUUACUACUACACUUGUCUUACCACUUUUAAGUCAUGAAUUCUAUAAUUAUUCAUACCCCUUUGCCUGUGAUCAGAAGUAACUUUUAAAAUUAUCACUUGACUUUGGAUGGAACUAGUAUAAAGGCAGGAAUUUUGUCUUUCAGUGGAGAUUUAUUCUGUUCAAGGUUGAAGUGGACACAUCAUUAUCUUGGGAUGGUACUUCUUUAUUUAAAUAGUCCUUUAAAGUUCUUUGAGUGGCAGAGAACGUUUUUGGUUUCAGUCUGAGAAGGCUACCAAAUGGUUUAAGUUCAUUUCAUAGUUAGGAGAAAAAGAUUUUGAGUAGUCUAAUGUCGUCAGAAAGGAUUAAAACGUUGUAUGUACCAAGAAGGCAGAAUGAAGAAGGAUCACGUUCACAAAUGCUGUAUGUUUAACAAAAUACGUUUAGAUGGUAAUAUCCAAUAGUCUUAUCAAGUGCUACAAUCUUUUUAAACAGGGAAUGGCCAAAUCCAGUGCUAUUGAAACAGCCUGAAGAAUGCAAUCUUAAUUUGCCUGUAUGGGACCCAAGGGUUAGUGUAUUAUUUUUUCCCCUACCAAUUCACACUGUGCAAUAACAAGUAAAAAUCAUCUGCAUAAACUCCAGGGAGACUUCCAGCCUUUUACUUAUGAAUGGUCAUGUCCGUAUUACACUUUCUUUUAGAUAACCUCAACUAUAAUUGUCCUCAACUAUAAUUGAUGUGAGAAGCAUAAUUAUGUACCCUGUAAACCACAUUUAAUUGUACAUAGUUUUUAAUACAGAUUUUACUAACAUUUUAAUUUAUUCUAUAUAGAACUACCUUGUAAGUCAAAGUUGUGUGGGCAUUUGUGCUUUAAAAAAAAUAAAAGGAUACUAAAAAUCCCUGUAUUUUUUAUUUUAUCUAAGUAUUAUGCUAAAGUUGGGUUGUUAUAGGAAAGCUGUUACUUAAUGUUUACAUGUGGCAUAUAACUUCUAAGCAUUUUCACUUUAAUUACCAUGAUGUAAUUGUAAAAAAAAUUGGUUUAGAUAUUUUAGAGAUUAUAAAAACAUGGUUGGGCUAAAGAAGACCUUCCAUUCUGUUUCUUGGGAAGUUACAACAUUUACCGCUUACUCAUUUUAAAUGUUAACAACAUGCACUUUAUAAACUGAUAAAAGAAAUUUAGGUUUGAAUAAGAUUUCCUAAGUUUAUGAAAUCCUUUUUUUCUAAAUUAUUACAAUAUCAAAAAUUUUAAAUUCUGUUGAAUUACAUCAAGCUAUGCAUUUUCAGGUUUUCCGAACCUCAAGGCAUUUACUUUUAGAGGAUGUGAAUUUACAACUUACUUUGUGGAAAUGUGCCACUUACUGAUAUACAGAUUUAAAAUUAACAGUAUAUCAUUUCAUUAUCUCCUAACAUAUCAACAUGGAUAAUGUAGUUUCACCGCGUGUUAAUAAGCUUGAACUCCUUAAUAGUUUCAGGGUAUAUUAAGAACUUAAGUUUCUAUCUUGUUGAAAAUUAGCUUACAAAACAUUGUAGCAUGACAUGUCUCUAAAGGUAAUUGUAUGUGCAUCCCCAUUUCUGUUGUUGAAUAAAGAAAAACUAAACAUCAA
Messenger RNA from Homo sapiens (human), 4835 nucleotides. It is a transcript of the gene PAPOLA, whose product is annotated as poly(A) polymerase alpha. The record is from RefSeq and is marked reviewed. Gene Ontology annotation, molecular function: RNA binding; nucleotidyltransferase activity; poly(A) RNA polymerase activity. Gene Ontology annotation, biological process: co-transcriptional mRNA 3'-end processing, cleavage and polyadenylation pathway; RNA 3'-end processing. The transcript has 7 exons. Bases 218 to 934 code for a protein of 238 amino acids. Lineage: Eukaryota; Metazoa; Chordata; Mammalia; Primates; Hominidae. Gene Ontology annotation, cellular component: nucleus; cytoplasm.